Messenger RNA from Rhinopithecus roxellana (golden snub-nosed monkey), 4705 nucleotides. RefSeq names its product apolipoprotein L domain containing 1 (gene APOLD1). Gene Ontology annotation, cellular component: membrane; extracellular region. Gene Ontology annotation, biological process: lipoprotein metabolic process; lipid transport. The record is from RefSeq and is a predicted model, not a curated record. The transcript has 2 exons. Lineage: Eukaryota; Metazoa; Chordata; Mammalia; Primates; Cercopithecidae. The coding region runs from base 171 to 911 and encodes 246 amino acids. Gene Ontology annotation, molecular function: lipid binding.
GCAGGCAGGCGGGGGUGCGCGGGGCGGUCAGCGAUCUGCAGCUUCGCAGGGACAGAGAUGUAACCGAACUCGUUCACGGAUGUUCCGCGCGCCGUGUCACCGUCUGCGGGCCAGGGGUGGCACGGGCAGGAGCCUGGCGAGGAUGCACCUUCCCCAGCCUUGGAAAGGGAAUGGAGAGGCCGGCAGCCCGACAGCCGCAAGGGCCGGACGCACUGAGGCGCUUCCACGGGCUGCUGCUGGACCGCCGAGGCCGGCUGCACGGCCAGGUGCUGCGCCUGCGCGAGGUGGCCCGGCGCCUAGAGCGCCUGCGCAGGCGCUCCCUGGUGGCCAACGUGGCUGGCAGCUCGCUGAGCGCAACGGGCGCCCUCGCAGCCAUCGUGGGGCUCUCGCUCAGCCCCGUCACCCUGGGGGCUUCGCUGCUGGCGUCGGCCGUGGGGCUGGGGAUGGCCACAGCCGGAGGGGCUGUCACCAUCACGUCCGAUCUCUCGCUGAUCUUCUGCAACUCCCGGGAGCUGCGGAGGGUGCAGGAGAUCGCGGCCACCUGCCAGGACCAGAUGCGGGAGAUCCUGAGCUGCCUGGAGUUCUUCUGCCGCUGGCAGGGCUGCGGGGACCGCCAGCUGCUGCAGUGCGGCAGGAACGCCUCCAUCGCCCUGUACAAUUCUGUCUACUUCAUCGUCUUCUUCGGCUCACGUGGCUUCCUCAUCCCCAGGCGGGCGGAGGGGGACACCAAGGUUAGCCAGGCCGUGCUGAAGGCCAAAAUUCAGAAACUGGCCGAGAGCCUGGAGUCCUGCACGGGGGCUCUGGACGAACUCAGCGAACAGCUGGAGUCCCGGGUCCAGCUCUGCACCACGUCCAGCCGUGGCCACGACCUCAAGAUCUCUGCUGACCAGCGUGCAGGGCUGUUUUUCUGAGAACAUCCUUUCCCCCUAAUGACCGAGGCCAGCGAAUCAUCCCCAUGGGAUGCUCCAGAUUUUGUAGCUCCCUUAGGAAAACACCAAGCUGGGUUAGGAGCCAAAGGCAAAGGAUGAGAAAAACUGGUUUUGAAGUGGGUGGGUCCCCACAGCCCUUCUUUUCCCAUCACUGUGACAUCUGCCUGGGCUUGAGUGCUAUGGACUUUUCAGUUGUGUGAUCCUAGUGGAAGAAUGUGACCCCAAAACUCUUUUUCCUUUAUCAAAACCUUUCUGUCAAAACACAGCUGGGCAGGCACUCCUGUUUGAAAGUUAUUUCGGGGUCCCUGACUCUGUCCUGGUGGCUUGACCUGAGACUGGAGAGAGUGCCACCCUCUGGGCCCUCUCCAAGUCCUACUAGUCUUUGAAGUCCUCAAAAUGCCCGUGAGAGAAGGCAUUUGCCUCUCUUCCAGAAUGUCUGACAAAGAACUCCAGAAUCCAGAGCAAAUCAGCCCUCCUCUAAGCGUUGUAGGACAGUUCAGAACCCAGAGAGGGCCCUGGUGUUGACAUGUCCUCCUCUUCCCUUUCCCUUCAGCUUACCCACUCCCAGAUGCAGCCCGGGUAUGCAGUAGGCCUUUCCUGAGUGGCUCCCAAUCCAGUCCUCCCAGUACUCAGAGAGAAAGCCCGUUAAACCAUCACCUAAGUCCUGCUCCCUCACAUGAAGAAGCUGAGGGCCCCAUAGAUGGAGCGACUGCCAACUUCAUUUCCCGACAUCAUUGUGUUCAGAAGAGAGUGAUGGGUUUUGAGUUAGACAAUCCUGGGCUUGAGACAGGCUUUGUCACUACUGUGUGAGCGUAGCCACCUAAUCUCUCUUUGACUGUGUAAAACAAAGAUUAUGAAACCUCAUCCUGUUGUGAGAUAUUAAAUGAGCCAAAGUACCUAGCAUAGUGCUGGCUCAUAUAGUGUAGUCCCUGGAAUGGUAGAUUAACACCACCCAGGAACUUGUUAGAAAGGCAAAUUCUUGGACACAACCCCCCUGACUUAUGGAAUCAGAAACUCUGGAUGUGGAGCCCAGCAACCUGAGUUUAAACAAUUUCUCUCCGUGGUUCUGUGGCACACUAAGGUUUGAAAACCACUGCAACAAAUGCUAACUUCUAAUCCCCUUGAUGAGCUUUCACAAAGUCUCACGGCUUCUCUAGGGACUCCAUGGUCUUCAGAGUCGUUCACAGAUGACCAAGGACAGACUGUGUCCCAGAAGCCAAAAUGAGAGAGAGAGAAAGAGAGAGAGCACCCGUAGGUGCAUCCUGGGGCAGUAUCUCACCGUAGGAACUAAGGGAUGUAACACUAUAAGCCCAUUAGAGGGCAGUGUUCCCCACCUAUUGUAGAAACUGGUACAGAAAGGAAUGUGAAGUUCCCGAAACUGACCUUUCUCUAUUAUUACCUUCUCUGAAAAGCGCCAGUCCAUGUAUUUUUUAUUUAUUUUACGUUUGUAAUUUAAUUAUUGCUUAUUGUUUGCAUUUAAUUUUAUUUAACCACCACGUUUAGAAAAUAAUAAGAGCAAGUUUCUAAAUGGGAGACUGCUGAGUUGAGGCUCUUUGUAAGAGAUGAGAUUAAGUUUGAGUUUCUAAGGCAGAGCACGGGCUGGAAAUAGCAUUGCUUUCCUUGAAUGUCUCUCUCCUUCAGGGAGACUUUUAUUCUCUAGUGUUUUAAGUGAUCCUUUUAAGUAAGUGUGGAGAGUCUUAAAGAGCAAGACCAGGAGCUGAGUUUAAGCUUGUAAUGGAGGCUUGCAUUGUGGGAUAUAUAACUGAGGAAGCAUAUUUAUCCUGAAGGUAUUUCACCAGAAGAUAACACUUGACCUGGAAAAGGAACCUAUUUAGUUCAGGAAAGAUAAAAGGUUUAGAGGUAUGUGAAGGAAGCACUUAGACCUUGCAAGCCUGAUGUUCUAUCAAGUUAUGUCUUCUGGGUGACAGACAAUAUAGCCUGUCUUAUGGUGGUGAUGUGUUGCAUUUUCACUUUGGGGUCUGUAAGAAACUGUCAGCGAGAAUGUAUACAAUUCCUUCAGUUUCCAUUCUUAACAACCGUAAUGUUGAAAAAUAAGUUGAAAAGUCUUUGGGACCAUACAUGCAAAAACUGUGCCUCUGUUAUUUAAUUAUUUAAAAUUCUAUAAAUGUACCCAAUCUGCCCCCACCCUUCCUGAUGAUGGCAGUAUGUCUGAGGAAGUAUAAUGUCAGUGCUGGGGUUGGGGAGAGGAGGUGAUGUUUCUGUAUUUUUAUUUUUCCUAUAAAUUGCAAUUGGUCUGUAUUGGUCUGGUUUAUUUCGAAAUUUAUCUUGGUUUAUUUUCAAGUUGGUGUUAUCUCCUAGACUGCUUCACCCAGAUACUAGCUUUUUUUUUUUUUUUUUUUUUUUUUUUUUUUUUUUGAGGCAGAGUCUCACUCUGUCACCUAGGCUAGAGUACAGUGGUUUGAUCUCGGCUCACUACAACCUCCGACUCCUGGGUUCCAGCGAUUCUCCUGCCUCAGCCUCCUGAGUAGCUGGGAUUACAGACGUGCAGCAGCACACCUGGCUAAUUUUGUGUAUUUUUAGUAGAGACAGGGUUUCGCUAUGUUGGCCAGGCUGGUCUUGAACUCCUGGCCUUAUGUAAUCCGCCCACCUUGGCCUUCCAAAGUGCUGGGAUUACAGGCAUGAGCCACCUCGCCUGGCCAGAUGCUAGCAUUUUAGAUCACCGGAAUGUACUUCGCAUUAUUAGUUGUGUUAUGGCAUAAAGGUACAACCAUUCCCUAACUCUAUCUUUUAUUAAUGCUUAAGUUUAAGUUAUAUUCUUCCAAUGCCUGAGCUAUUCCCUAGAAAUAAACUGGGCACUUCUGGAAGCAGAAGCCCUAACAGCAGCAGCAAACUUUUCCUGUCAUUAGAAUAUUUUGGGUGUAUCAAAAGUUCUAUACUUUUGAAGAUAUGAUUUCAGUGACCCACUUUAUUUCUAAGGAAGAGUGUCUACUUUGGAACAAUGCUUUGCACAUAGUAGGAACUCAAGAAAUGCAUUUGAAUAAUUUAAUUAACUGUUUAGCUAUCUUCAUGAGAAUUUGUUGAUAACAAAAGAUCAUCCAUCCCCUUAUGUGUGAGUAAGAUUGGAGCCUCUAUCAAGAUUUAGUCAAGUUCAGUUAGAUUGAUUCUAGAAACAAAUAUUUAUUUAUUUCUUUUACAGGGAUGUGAAUAAGGCUUUUCCUUAAGGCCUUCAUUCUAUAAACAAACAGGUUGAAAUGGUAUGUUGUAAAAGAGAAGAAGGGAGAGGGAUAUUUAGAUGAUAAGUGUACUUCACAAAAAUGUCAAAGUUUGAAAAAUAAGUAUGUUUGUUCUAAAUGUUUAAGUGCUUCUCUGUUAGGUUCCGGGGUUUGCAAUCAUUUGAAUUGUUUUGUUUCACAAUAAAGGAGAUUCAUUGGGUUCUGCAUUUUUAAGGAUUCAAUAAAACUGCUCCAUUAAAAAAGUAAUCCUUAGCAAACAUUCGGAUCCUAACUGCUUUGAUGCACUUGCCUUCCGGCACCUGUCAUUUCCAAUAUGGUAAGUGUCAAAGUCAAAAGUAUUUACUGGGAGAAAAAGGAGAGGAGUGGCUGUAGAAGUCUCCCUAAAUCAGAUAUGUCAAGCAAUCAGCCAACAUGGUAUAUUUCUCAUUCAAUAUUUUAGUGUGAAUUGAGACACGAGAUAAAGACAUUGUGCAGAGAUAAAUGGGGAUACAGUUAAACAUAGCAACUCUUGAGUUCAUUUUCUUCCCACUGUAGCAAAAUUAAUGCUUUCUCUUUAUUGAAAUAAAUUGCUCAUUUCUCAAA